CUUCAUCAGGUUGCAGAUUCCCAGGACUUGCUGGUUGCCAUGCUAAUGCUGCUCGCCUUUGGAGUGCUGCUGCAAGAAAGCCUGGCCGGUCCCCAAGAUGCAAAUCUCUCUGAAGUCGGAAACCUUCCAGAAACGCCGUUAUAUAGCUACGAAAGUCUCAACUUGCCAGAGGAGCAUAUUCCAUACUUUCUGCACAACCAUCGGGCUCUUGCUGCAGCCUGUAAGCAGGACUCGCAUUGCCCAUAUAAAAAAUCCUUGAAGAAACUAAAAUCCUGCUGGGGCUAUGAGAAAUCUUGCAAGCCAGAGCACAGGUUCAGUUACCCGGGGUGUGACUAUGUUGAAACCGGAUGGGCGAACAGCAUUGAGACGGCUCAACAGAUUUUCUGGAAACAAGCUGACUUUGGCUACGUCAGAGAGCGGUUGGAUGAAAUGAGAACCCACUGCAAGCCAAUGGAAAUGGGGGAUUCCUCGCUUACCUGUUCACAGUACCUCCAGUAUUGCAGAGCUACCAACCUGUACAUAGAUUUGAGGACUGCCAAGAGGAGUCAUGACAGGUUCAGGGAGGACUUUUUCCAGAAAGGAGAAAUCGGUGGCUCUUGCAACCUUGAUGUUCGAGCGUUCCUGGCAGAAGGUCAGCGGAAGAGCCCUCUGCAGUCUUGGUUUGCUGAACUCCAGACAUUUACUCCCCUGAGUUUCAGACCCAUAGAAGACGGGAAAUGCGACAUUGUUAUUGAAAAGCCAACUUACUUCAUGAAAUUAGAUGCAGGUGUCAAUAUGUACCAUCACUUCUGUGACUUCGUCAAUCUUUACAUCACCCAGCACGUUAACAACUCUUUCAGCACUGAUGUCAAUGUUGUCAUGUGGGAUACGAGCUCGUACGGUUAUGGAGACUUGUUCAGUGAGACAUGGAAGGCAUUUACGGACUACGAAAUAAUACACUUGAAAACGUUUGACUCCAAAAGGGUAUGUUUCAAGGAAGCAGUCUUUUCGUUGUUGCCUCGAAUGCGCUAUGGCUUAUUUUAUAAUACGCCACUGAUCUCUGGCUGUCACGGUACUGGGUUAUUCAGAGCAUUUUCCCAGCACGUGUUACACAGAUUAAAUAUCACACAAGAAGGACCCAAGGAUGGGAGAAUUCGAGUCACGAUACUUGCACGCAGUACAGACUACCGGAAAAUACUGAACCAGAAUGAGCUUGUCAACGCUUUGAAGACGGUCUCAUCAUUUGAGGUCAAAGUAGUAGAUUAUAAGUACAAGGAACUUGCAUUUUUAGAGCAGUUGAGAAUCACACACAACUCCGAUAUAUUCAUUGGCAUGCAUGGAGCUGGACUCGCCCAUCUGCUCUUUCUCCCAGACUGGGCUGUCGUUUUUGAGCUGUACAACUGUGAAGAUGAACGGUGUUAUCUGGAUUUAGCAAGGCUCAGAGGUGUUCACUAUAUCACUUGGCAAAAAAAGGACAAAGUCUUCCCUCAGGAUCAGGGACACCACCCGACACUGGGGAAACAUCCAAAGUUUACUAACUACUCCUUCGAUGUGGAAGAAUUUAUGUACCUUGUGCUUUUGGCUGCCAAUCACGUAUCGCAGCAUUCGACGUGGCCGUUUAGGGUAAAACAUGAUGAAUUCUAGGUUCUCGGGGCCUGGCGUUUGUCGAGAAGGAAAAUGUCACUGUGUGGACCAAAGCAGAGGGACUGGCUGAGCCCCUUGGUGGCAGAUCUGAACAUCUGGGACUGACUUGCCAAUGGUGCACGUGCUUACAUUGGCUACUCUAUAGUCUGGUACUUUGUCUGGCAGAGGGGACUAUGGGGAUACUGUCCUGGGGCCUCCUUCCAUGAAGACUUGUGUAUAUGCUUGUGGGUGCAACGGCACACGUUGUGGAUAGCGUUGGUGACGUGGAUGGCAAUAUGCGGUGUGUAAAUGUAAGCACAUGCACAUCCUGGGGGUCAUAAACAGUGGCUGCUGUUACUGCUCUGAAGAUCCAGUUCAGCCACAUACUUUGAACCGGGGUGGCUACUAACUUGGGACUUGACCCAGCUGACAAACCCAAUAAACCAUCCCAAAUUAGCCAUCUUGAGCAGCUCUGGGUUUUAAUAUUGAUACUUAACACAUGGGGAGACUUUUUCUGCCCUGAAGGCCUUGUUUAGUCAAGAGGAAUAUAGCACGGACAUUGCUGACCUUUCUGACUCUCUCUCUUAAAUUUUAAAAGAAAUUUGGCAAUAGGUUGAGGCUGGGUGGGAUUGGAAGAAGCUUCUGUCAGAAACAACGUAACCAGGAACCCAAUUCUUGGGCAAUAUUUGGAUGAUGGUAGGGAUUUGGUUCAGCUGAUCUUUUUAGUAUCUUUGGUUUGAGACAGAGGGAGAGUGAGACUUCGGUCUGGUUGGGAAUCUGAUUUAGAGGAAUCCAAGACGCCCCAAACCUAUCUUUAUUUUUACCAGGCUCGAGCAUUGGGCCACAUUAUGCAGGGACUUUGUUCCUGGAUACUCAUUGUGAUAUUUGUCUCCACAAUAUUGUAAUGGAUUUUGCUUCACACUUGGUUGGGUUACUCUCCCUGUGAGCAGCAUGGUGGCAUCUGCAAUAUAAAGUGAAGAUUGAUGUUGCCAAUCUUAUAAGUUUCCAAACUUGCAGUGACCAGUAUCUAAUGUAAAUCGAGAUCGGGGUUUGCAAUAAAGAGUCACUUAUGGAUUCACAC
Alligator sinensis (Chinese alligator) is the source of this 2683-nucleotide messenger RNA. It is a transcript of the gene EOGT, whose product is annotated as EGF domain specific O-linked N-acetylglucosamine transferase. The record is from RefSeq and is a predicted model, not a curated record. Gene Ontology annotation, cellular component: endoplasmic reticulum lumen. The transcript has 17 exons. The coding region runs from base 40 to 1623 and encodes 527 amino acids. Gene Ontology annotation, molecular function: protein N-acetylglucosaminyltransferase activity. NCBI's taxonomy places the organism in Eukaryota, Metazoa, Chordata, Crocodylia, Alligatoridae.